GUGCACUGUCGAGUGUGAUUGGUGAUGAAGACCUUGCCCUGGCAUUGGAUGGAACAUCCACGGCCACGUGGAUCAUGUGGAUUGUCGACGAUUGUCGACAGGUCACUUGCAAUGCAUUCUGCGUGCGGUUGUCUCCCCGUGACCGCUAAAUACGCGCCGCUCAUCCCAGUCGACUGCGAUGUCACACCACCAUCAAUCCAGUAGUACGGUGGAGGUGACAGAUUUCCUUCACUUCAGACGUGUCAACAGGAGGCAGAGCUGGCACGGGCCUGGCCAGAGACUCGGAGCAGGACAACGAACCUCACGCCGCACUCAACUGAAUCACAAUAAGCAUCAGCCUCUUAUUCAAAGUAGGUCGAGGAGCUGGAAGCAAGAGGAACGACGUCUCUUUAGGAGCGUUUGGGUAAGGAAGGGUCAGCUGAAGUGGUAGAGAAUUGCCGAACUGCGCAGUUGACUGAGCCACUUCAUUGUUGUUCUGCUGGCUGGCAUUCGUAUCGCUUUGUACCUACCUUUCUUUGUGACCACGCAGGAAAAAUAUUCACCAUCCGAACAAAAGUAUGGAGGCGAGUUUAUCGGUCCUGACCGGUAUUUCUCUAAUGGCUGCAGUUCUGCUGUCCAUGCCCGCUCAUGGCGAGGUGUUUUCCGCACUGACGCAUUUCAGCUCACUGGUGAAGGCCGAAGAGAGGCUGGCGUCCGAACUUCAAGCGUACAUCGCGGCCGAGCAGGAGCGCAUUGCCCAGCUGCACCGGUUCGCUGGCGAGGUCAAGCAGGCCGUGCACUCGUCCAGUCGCCUUGGUCCUGAGGAGCACAUCGGACACCCGACCAAUGCCUUCCUGAUGGUCAGACGCUUCACGCACGACUGGCAGAAGCUCAAGUUCAAGCUGCAAGCACCUCCGAAGGGUGGUAAUGGCUUGAUGUCAAUGUUAGACCAAAUGCAGAGCUCGUUUCCAACCACUGCUGACAUCACCGGCACAGCCACGGCACUGAUGCGUCUGCAGGAGACAUACAGACUCAAUGUCAGUGCUAUGGCAGAUGGCCAGGCCGGCUCGCUUGGACAGCGGUUGCAGCUGGCAGACAUCUUUUCACUGGGUGUCUUGGCGUACAAUGAUAAACAGUACUUCCAUGCAAAGAGAUGGCUGCAGGAGUGCUUGCGAAGGGUAUAUUCCGGUGCAGGAGAUCCACAUGUAACGGAGGCAGGCGUGAUCGACUUCCUCGCAUUCACCGAAUACAAUCUUGGAAACAUUCGCCGAGCAAUCAGAUGGACAAAGAAGCUCGCCCAACUAAAUCCAGGGAAUGCAAGGGCCACUUCCAACCUGAAGUAUUACCUGACGGUGUUUCGUGAGCAAGUCAAGAAUGGCUCGGCCUUCAUCGAGAAGAAGAAGGGUGGUGCAGAGAAGCCAUGGGUUGAUCAUGUAUGGUUACAGGAGAGAGACCGCUACAAGCAACUAUGUAGAGAACCUAUUGAAACACCUGACUUCGUAGCCGAGAGCCAGGUGUGCUUCUACAGCAACCGCAACCGCACGCCACGUCUCAUACUUCGACCAGCCAAAGUGGAGGUGGCAUGGGUGAAGCCGACAGUGCUUCUGUAUCGCGAUAUUGUCUCAGAAUCUGAGAUCAAUCGGCUGAAGGAGCUUGCCACACCAAGGCUCAAACGUGCCACUGUUCACAGUCCAGUGACAGGAAAGUUGGAGUUUGCUGAUUACAGAGUCAGCAAGAGUGGCUGGCUAGCGGAGUGGCAUGACAACUCUGGUGUUGUGGAUCGCAUCAACACAAGGAUAACAGACUACACAGGCUUGUCAAUGACCACGGCUGAACUUCUGCAGGUUGUUAACUACGGGAUUGGUGGACAGUAUGAGCCGCAUUAUGACCAUGCACGGAAAACUGAGAAGGCGUUUGAGCAGCACGUGGAAGGCAAUCGCAUUGCCACAAUGCUCUUCUAUCUGAGCAACGUCACGUCGGGUGGCUGCACGGUGUUCACCAAGGCGGGUGCCAGGAUUGCUCCAUCAAAGGGCGACGCUACGUUUUGGUACAACCUACUGCCUUCCGGGGAAGGCGAUGAGCAAACAAGGCAUGCUGGUUGUCCAGUCCUCUCUGGAUCCAAGUGGGUAUGUAACAAAUGGAUUCAUGAACGUGAUCAGGAGUUCCUCAAGCCAUGCAAACUGAACGAAUUUGACGAAUGGGACAUUCACAAAGCACCAGAAUUUCUAUGAGAUGGACUGAAAGAUUAAAUUGACUACACGUGUCAAGCGCUUGGGAUCAAUUAUUGUGAAUUUUUCUGACUUGAAGUUUGCAACCAAUAUUUCAUGCUGAUGUUACUUCAGAGCAUUAUUACCAGGUAUUUCUAAUCACAAAUUUAACUUUAGAGGACUUUCAAUUGUAAAGUACUGAAGUAGUAAUUUUCAAAUUUUCAAAUGCUUUCAUUUCAUGCUUUUGCCAAGCAUUUCCUUUCCUCCAUGCAUGCCUCUCUUGAUUGACAGCUUAUGGCAUAGUUGCUUGUUACAUACACCAUUCAACUUCCUCAUACUGUUCCAAACCAUGGUGGAAAGAAAUUCAGGGAAUUCAGGGAAUUACAUACUCACUUCACCUUGCCCCUGAUCAUGCACAGAUGACAGAGCACUGAAAAUUGCUCAGUGGCACAACAAUGAAUCCGUUAUUCUGGACAGCUUGACUUUCCUAAAAAAAUUUAAAAAAUCCUAUACUAUA
Messenger RNA from Sycon ciliatum, 2703 nucleotides. RefSeq names its product prolyl 4-hydroxylase subunit alpha-1-like. The record is from RefSeq and is a predicted model, not a curated record. Gene Ontology annotation, biological process: peptidyl-proline hydroxylation to 4-hydroxy-L-proline. The transcript is spliced from 13 exons. Gene Ontology annotation, cellular component: endoplasmic reticulum. Bases 558 to 2210 code for a protein of 550 amino acids. Gene Ontology annotation, molecular function: procollagen-proline 4-dioxygenase activity; L-ascorbic acid binding; protein binding. NCBI's taxonomy places the organism in Eukaryota, Metazoa, Porifera, Calcarea, Leucosolenida, Sycettidae.